Molecule: messenger RNA, 7943 nt
Organism: Anneissia japonica
Lineage: Eukaryota; Metazoa; Echinodermata; Crinoidea; Comatulida; Comatulidae
Product: katanin p80 WD40 repeat-containing subunit B1-like
Exons: 17
Coding region: 120-2153 (677 amino acids)
Biological process (GO): microtubule depolymerization; microtubule severing
Cellular component (GO): katanin complex
Molecular function (GO): microtubule binding
Source: RefSeq, a predicted model, not a curated record
UAUCCAAGUAUUUUGAUACAUCGCUAGUUGCGACAAGUUGGAGGAUCGAUUCCUCGAUGGAUAAUAAAGUUCCGGCUUGAUGUGUUUUGUAAGAAGUGAGGAAAACAUAAUAUAAAAAAAUGACAACAAAGAAGGCAUGGAAAUUGCAGGAGUUUGUAGCUCAUGGCGCCAACGUCAACUGCCUGGCGCUUGGACCGAAGAGCGGGCGAGUGAUGGUCACAGGAGGGGAGGACAAGAAGGUUAAUAUGUGGGCUGUUGGCAAGCCAAAUUGCAUAAUGGGCCUGUCAGGGCACACAACCCCAGUAGAAUGUGUGCGCUUUUCUAGUAGUGAAGAGUUAGUUGUUGCUGGUUCUCAGUCUGGAGGACUGAAAAUAUGGGAUUUGGAAGCAGCGAAAAUUGUGAGGACACUAACAGGACACAAAUGCAACAUCAAGAGUUUGGAUUUCCACCCUUAUGGAGAUUUUGUUGCAUCAGGAUCAAUGGACACAAAUUUAAAGCUAUGGGAUGUUAGAAGGAAAGGUUGCAUAUUUACUUACAAGGGACACACUGGGUGCGUGAACAGCAUCAGGUUCAGUCCUGAUGGACGGUGGAUUGCUUCCGCUUCGGAUGAUGGUCUUGCUAAGUUGUGGGAUCUGACAGCUGGGAAGCUUCUUCAUGAUUUUCAAGGUCAUACAGCGGCUGUCAACUGCGUAGAGUUCCACCCUAAUGAAUUCCUCUUCUCAACAGCGAGUAAUGAUAGAACUGUCAAGUUUUGGGAUUUAGAAACAUUCGAGUUGGUUAGCUCUUCAUCGGGAGAAUCAAGUGGAAUCAGGUCAAUAUGUUUCCAUCCAGAGGGCAACCAUAUAUUCACGGGCAGUCAGGAUAUGCUACGUGUCUAUAGCUGGGAGCCAGUACAGUGUUUUGAUAGUGUGUACAUGGGCUGGGGCAAAGUGGCUGAUAUGGCAGUGUCAUCACAACAGAUUAUUGGAGCAUCAUUUAACCAAACUAAUGUUGCUGUCUAUGUGGCUGAUCUUAGUAAAAUAAACACGACGACGGGUGUGAUCCAAGAUGGAGGGGUUCCUGUACCAGAACCACAGCCAAACCCUUGUUCCCCUCCUCUUUCAUCAAGCGGCAGGAAAAAUUUUAAUACAGGAAGACCACAUACUAGUUCAACAAAACCAAGACAACAGCCAGAGAUGAAGAGGUCUGAAGAAGAGUCAUCACCAUCACCUGAGGAUCAAAAAGAAGAUGAAACCUCCUCAACCGCAGAUAUACAAGAUCAAGAUAAUUAUGAGAAAAUAUUUAAACCAAAUUCAACGUUAUCUCGAUCUCCAACACGUAAAGCAGAACCAUUCCCAGCUCCGUUAGAUGAACCCUCCAAGCCUCAAUCCAGUCAGCCACCAUUCACCAGACGAGUUCCAGAUGCCACACCAAUCUCUACCAAGCCUUCAGUAGUGAAAGAAACGCCCACGGCUAAAGUUGCACCGACCCAACCGCAGCCCAGGUACAUUGAAAAGCCAGUAAUGUCAGAGAAAAAAAUGAAGGACACAAUUAUACCUGCCAACAGAGAGAAACCUAUUGGACUAGAUGUUAAUGAAUUCUUACCGGCCAAAUUACAGAAAGACAGCAAGAUAACAUCACCAGUAGAAGCCAAGUCAGAAAGUGAGGUGAUAGAAUCGCUGAACAAAGGACAUGAUUCAAUGUGUGCCGUAAUGAGCAGCAGGAGCAAGAACCUGCAAGUAAUCAAAGCUAUAUGGACCACAGGAGAUACCAAGACUGCUGUUGAAUCUGCAAUAAACAUGAGGGACCAAGCACUUCUUGUAGAUAUACUCAAUGUUCUAUGUUUAAAAAAGUCUUUAUGGACCCUAGAUUUGUGUGUUCUACUUCUACCAAAAAUUAAGGAAAUUUUUAACAGCAAAUAUGAAAAUUACGUUUUGACUAGUUGUACAGCAACAAAACUGAUAUUGAAGAGCUUUUCUGCAUUAAUCAAGACAAACAUUAACUUACCUCCCCAAGGCAUUGAUAUUAUGAGAGAGGAGAGAUACAACAAAUGCAACCAAUGCUACGGUUACUUAAUAACUUUACGCCAACAAGUUGAGGCCAAACAGCUAACAUCAGGAAAGCUUGGAAGCACGUUUAGGGAACUUAAGCUCCUGUUCACACAGCUUGAUUAAUGCCAGCUACUGACGUUCAGUGACAUAAAAAAAUCACAGGUCUGCUACUCACAGUAGGCAUACAGCCAGGAAGUAGCAUUAUGCUUAAUAGCUGUUGUCUGAAACAUAGAUAAAAAAAAUAGGCUAGGCAUAAUAGGAUAGACAUCAAAGGAAAGUACAAGAAAGGGGUAAGAUAUAUAGGCAUGUUGUCUACCAGUGCUACAUUGGUGACUAUACCAGAGUAUAUGGCCUACUGUCACAUAAACACCUGAAUGCAUUCAUUUUCAAGUAUUACAUAUAUUACCAAAGCUUAUAUAAAAUUGUUUUCCUUUCAUCAAUUUUUAUGACAAUUUUCAUAGGGUACAUUUGCACUUGCGACACAUGCCAAGCUUAAUUCAGGCUUGUUAGUAUUGUGGCUCACUUAUCCUCAGAGCAAAAAAAAAGAGGUAACUUCUGUCUGAAGGUUAAUUCUGUGCCGCAAAUCCUAGCUAUUCCAAGAAUUUGAUUCUGAAUACUGAUUGGUCAAAUGUACCGAAGAUCACAGCUAUACAGAUCGCGUCCGAUGUAAGGUCGCGUAGAGUCUCGCAAGCUUUGUUCACUCAGUUUCGAAGCAGUAUCAUAACCGCUUGAUCCUAAAGUUGGUCGGUUUUCAGUUUGUUAUGCUGUGUAAAGAUGGGCACCCAUUGUGGCCGACGGUUGUCAGCCAACGCGAUUCUAUGGAGAACGGCACAAUACGCGCGUAAUGGAUUGUUUUUGAUGAUGAUCUGUUCAGUCUGCCACUGACAAUCAGCAGGCAGCGUCACAGGGAGCGGAGUCGGAUUGGUCGGCCGACACAGUGAGCAACCAGUUUUACUUACGUCUUGUGUUGGUUUACAGGCCUGAACCACUAGCGCAAAAGUGUGGACACCAGUGUACGCGACUACACUGUCAGCCAUGUGACAGCAAAAAAAAUAAUUCUGUUGUGGUUGUCACGCACGUAGUGUUCAGGUUUUGUUUUUUUUUCCCAGUCUACACCCUCAACGAUGGAAAUCAGGAGUCACACAGAAUAUUUUUCUUUCCGUGUUUGGAAAUGGAAAACGAUUCUAUGCUGAGUGACAUGUCGCACUGUCACAUACUCCAUCAUAUUUAUUGUGAAUCGACAUAAAGUAUAAUAGUUUUCAUUUUUUGGUUGCCUUCAUACACCACUUACACGCUCUGUGUAAACAGACCCUAUAUGAACUUUACAGCCAUUGCAGUGUAAGUGACAUAGCAACAGAGGAAACACACAUGGAAAUGAAGAAUGUGUUAUGGCCAUGAAAAAAUCAUCUAAAAAUUCCAAUGGCUUUAAUGUACUGUAAAACCAAGUAAGGAUAAGCUUGUAGGUACAGUAGUAGCGUUUAACACAGAUAUUUAUGUGUGGUAGUUUUAAAAUGACGACUUAGAAGUUUAAAAGGUGAACUUAAUUACCUGUUAAUCACAUAUAUUAUGUUCUCAUUAACUAAAGGCAACUUAAUGCUGUUUACAUGUUGUGAUAGUAUGAAUAUUGGACUAUAUUAAUAUAUAUUUACAUACCUGUAUUAUAAUACUUGAUAAUUAUUAGACUAAAUGACAUCUUUAAAAUUGAUGUAGUGAAAUUCUAUUCAUUACUAACCAAUAUGGUAUAUUGCUAUUUAUUUUUCAUUUUUCACUAGUUUUUUUCAAAUUACAUCAAGAUGUAUGGAGGAUUUGAAGUGAUGUGUGUUAAUUCAUAAGGUAAUUCAUAAUUAAUUUAUUAUCCUUUUAUGUUUUCAAUUGCAAUAAUGAGGUAUCUGUAUAAUAUUAAAAUAAAUCAUAUACGACUGACUCACAGUGUGUAAAAAUGGAACAUUAUGGACUGUCAAUCAAAGUUUACACUGACCAAUCAGAACAUAGCUAAAAAUCCUCACUUGUCUCCCAAAGACAUGUGUGGUCCAACAAACGAAUCACAGUCAUAUGACAAUAUGUAUUCAAUAUGACUUAUCCCUGGUUUUUUAGACCAACAAAAAAAAAAAAAAAAACUCUUGUGUUGGCCAUGUUUUGGGAAAAUCCAAAAAUUGGGUAGGUGGGUAGGAAAAGUUUUUUUAACCAAUAAUGUGUAUAUGCCUAAAUAGUAGAAAAUACACAAAUACAACAAAGACUUUUUAAAAAAUCUAUAUGGAAGAGCAAAAUGAUCGCAUAACACUGUCGCAUUGCCCACCGUUCAGCAACAUAGGCCUAUUUCAGCCUUUUUAGCUCAUUAAAUAAAAUAAAAUGCCGAACCUUAAUUUCGUACAUUUCGGGUCGGUCGGGCAUGGCCAGCACAAUAAUUUUUUCUUUUUAUUUGGCCGUGUGUACAUUUAUGUAUGCUGCCAUUUUAUUGGACCUUAGCAACAAUAUUUAAGGGGUGGGGCUUAAAUGAAAGGUUGCAGAUUUUCCGUCCAUUGAUGUCUACACUUGUUGCAGAUCAAAGAUAGUACUGUAUGUGCAAUCCAAUUCUUGUGAUGGUAAUUUGUUAACAUUGCCACACACAACUGCCUGCAUUCGAUGCUAAUGUAAUAUCUAAUUGUCACUGCUGUGUUAGUCACAAUGGAACUUUAGGUUAACUGUGUGAACACUACUUCAGGGUCAAUUAAUGUUUCAUAUAAUAAAAUAUUAGACUGCUUCAUGCCAACAAAGCGUUGAAGUGCUUCGCAUUAUUACCCCCGAUCACUGGAUCAAGCACAUAAUAGAAAACAUACUCAGCUCCCUGGGGAGAAUUCCAUAACGUUGCAGCUGUAAUCAGUGCAUUUUGUGUUUGAACCUACCAAGUACCCGCUUCUGGGUGGAGAGACAGCCAUAGGUAAUGUGCCUUGCGCAAGGACACAAGCAAAAUGCACAGUGAGUGAUUGAACCUUCGACCUCAAGGAUGAGAAGCAGAACUGAAACCACUGUGCCAGAAAACCACUCCAAUGGUAGGUUUAAACAUAAAAUGUGAUGAUUACCAGAUGCGACAUUAAGAAAUAUUUCCCCAAGGAGCUGAAUAUGUGUUUGAUAGUGUGUUCGAUUCAAUUAAUAUCGUUAAUCCAUGGCACAUCAAAACACCUUAAUGUAUAAUUGAAUGAUACUGCACAGCAAUAACUAAACAUUAAUCAAGAAAGAAAUGUGUACUCUGAAGACACAAUUCCACUUCAACAUCAUGAUUUCUGCUGCGAAAACCGUAAUUGUAUAUUGUUUACUCCUGCGGGGGUGGGGAGAGGUUGAUGUUUUGUAUUCCGAACAAUCUAUAAUGGCCUAAUAAUAGCAAUUCUACUGAUGAUGUACUGUUGUUUUAACAUUAUAUCAACACGUUCCACUAUUCUAAUUUCAUUCCAUGAAUUCAUUAAAACAAUAAAUCAUUUUUUAAAAAUAAAAAUUGCCAUUUAGGUUAUCUUGCUUUCAAUACGCCAUUGUUAAGAAGUUUAUGAAAAGAGAUGAGUUUGCAAUAUAGAGCGUUGAAGAUAAAUUACCAAUUUACAUUAUCGACGACAAUGCUUUUUCUGAAAAGAAAUUUAGCUCUUCCAAUUUUGUAAAUUCAUAUUAUUUCCUAUUAGUGUAUAGCUUUAUGCUAAUAGUCAUUAUAUCUGUUAUCCAUCUUGCUACAAUGCUGAUGUAUUUGUUUUUUUUUAAAUGAUAAUUGGAAAUAUUUCUAUUUAUACUACUUGGUGAUAGGCGCACCAUUGAUAUUGCUCUUCUAAAUAUGCUAUAUGGAUACAAAAUAUAUUUUAUCAAAUUAUUUCAUUGGUGUACAGUUAUUGCAUUAUAUGUAUCAUGAUUCAUCAUAAUAAAUAUUUGUAGAUAUGUUUGUUUAAGUUACACUUUAUAUUCAGAUUUAUUCAAAAACAUUUCACAGGUUUUAUAAUCAAAAUUUAAGACAUGUGAAUUAGGUUGGAAAGAUCAUUUGUCUUUUGUAUAAACGUAAUUUCAUUAUGACGAAUCAUUAUUACUAUAUAUACCAGGCCUACACCAAUAUAAUUUAUGUGGUGGACACUGUGUAUUAAGAUUGUUAACAUUAAUUUCAGUUCACCUCUCAAUUUCAGAACCCUCAAAUUCGAGACCGAUUUUCCAACGUGCAGUAAAACAACAAACUUAAAUUGCAGAAGAAUGAGCUGCUCCGCGUAUUUGUAUUAAAAUAUUGAUGGGACAUCCGCCCUCCUGCGAAUGGGGUAAAAUUUGACUAUUUUACUUUAGUGGAGAAACUACAGAAAACAAAAGAAUCAGAGCGGCGCCUUUAUUAUUGCUAUAUAGCGCAGACGGGGUAAAAUAGCUCUCUGUACACUCACAAUGCCUUUGGAACGGAUGUUCCACUAUUUUGGGAAGCUGCUCUAUCUUCUGCUAUUUAUUAUCUUUGAGUAAAUUAACAAUCUUUAAUCUUUCAACACCAAACUAACCCGUUAGAGACCUUUUGUGGUCUUGAAUUGGAGAGCGAAGUGUAUUUGUAGACUUAAAGCAGUACAAACAAUACCGUGAAUAUUUUGUUUUUCGAGGAGUUGGGCCUUUAUUGCUUUAGGUUGGCCCUAUAUGUUUUUCUGGGGUUGCAUUUAUAGCUUAAGCAUUUUGUUUUCUAUUGAAUGUUGUUUCCUUUUCCAUAUUAAACGAAAGUCGGGCACUCUCCGUCAUAGAACGGUCGUACGACGACGAAUCUAACUUCACUCCUUGUGAGCGCUAUGUGACGCGACGCCAUCUGCUGGUUGUCGGUUGCAGUCUAGUCUGAACAUAGAGAAACUAUUUCUAUAUUCUCUAUGGUCUGAACAGGUCGUCAUUAAAAACGAUCCGUUGUGCGCGCAUCGUUGCAUUCUCCAUGGAAUUGCGUCGGCCGACGGCGUUGCAUUCUCCAUAAAAUCGUAUCGGUAUUGGCCCCAGUGAAUAUCCUUGUGCCCGGCUUUAUUAUUCACAAUGUUUAAUAUGAAUUUCAACUGUGUAUUACAUGCCCAUGGAGGUUUCGCAUGCUAUGUCAAAGUUCAAUUAAUAUAAACCAUCAUUCUAUUCUUAUACACAACGUGUACAUUCACAAAUUUUAUUAAUGUUAUGUUCCCAUUCCGCACAUCAAACUAGAUUAUUUGUUUAUAUUCAUUGAACUUCGACAUAGAACCAUAAGAAUGCUUAAAUCGCAAAUACUGUACUCUCAUAUUAGGAAGCUUUCGAUUUGUGCGACGACGCGAUGCUAGAACGGAAUCACUCAUGCGUAGCCGUUGUACUUGGCAUCUUACGUUCUCUGCAUACGUAGAUUUGGCCAAAUUGCGUUCCAGAAUCUACUCGAGGUGACCUUAACGGUCUCGCAUGCGCAGAUGACUUUUAGUGACGUCAUUACUAUACGUUUUACGUCCAACCGUCGUCGUGCAAUCAAAAGCUCCCUACAGUGUAUAAUUUGAGACUUUUUCAGUUUUAUGUUGUUUUUGUUUUUAACUUCGAGAUUAUAAAAUAUCUAUAAAUAUGUGAAAUUAAAAAGACAGUUGUUUUGAUAAGAGAAGUGUAAGAUAUAAAAAUGUAUAUUUGUGCAUGUAAUAUAGAGACAAUUGGCGUGUCGUAAUUUAAUACGUAUUGGAACAACACCAUUUAUUUCAUACACUAAGCCUAUAUGUUGCAGUUGAUUUAUUUUGACAGUAGUCAUUUCUGAUAAGUUUUGGUAAGCUUGUAUUUCCAUUUUUUUAAAAGUAUUUAUUACCCACACUUAAGUUCUUGCGUGGUAAUGUAAGGAUGAUGUGUUUAUUUGCGGAUGUUCAUUUUUUAUUUUUUUUUUUUUUUCGCUUGAGAGGUUAUGAAAUGGAGACAAAUCUUUGCUGUGAUAAUGACACAAAAAAUAAAAUCAAAGAAUACGAA